GUAAGGCGGCAUGGGAAUGUGAUGACCCGGAAGAGACGUUCAGCGUAGAUUCUGCAAACAGCGUGUGCGGAUCAGGCGCGGGAGACCCAGCUGUAGAUUCGUCACGAUCCAACCAAUUGAACACAAACGUUUAGAAAUUUUCUUGUUAAUCGUUUCAAAUCCAUUGAUUGUAUGGACUGUUGUAAUCCUUUGCAAUUCCUGUCUUAAACUCAACUAUUGAAUAAAAGAAUCCUAAUAAAGGAAUUUCUGUUAUUGUAGAAUGAGUCAAGAGUCUGCCCACGGACAAGGCAACAACAAUGAGCACGUCAGUGUUCACACUGAAGCAUCUAGUUUCACCCCUCCCAUCAAAAAUGAACCUGUCAAUCAACAAAAUGUUGGGAAUAACCCAAACGCUGGUGGUCAACCCGACCUUGUGAUCCCAACUUUUCUGGCUAAUGUGUUACAACAAAUAGCCAACGCGCCAAUGUUUCAACCACCUCCACCACCGCCACUUCGAGUAAUAACCUACAAAACUUUAAGGGAUAACGGUGCAGAAUUAUUCCUUGGGGAUCGCAUCGGUGAACCCCAAAUUGCGUGGGAUUGGAUCGAGCACACUGCUCGAGUGUUGAAGGACCUCAACGUACCUCUGGACAACUACCCGCGACUGGCUUCUCAACUGCUGCGCAAUGAAGCCUAUGAGUGGUGGAAGAGAACCGAUGAGAGUGCGGGAACCCCUAAGCCGUGGACAUGGACACAUUUCGAUUGGGCAUUCAAGCAAGAAUACAUUCCGAAACGUUUUAGUGAGGAAAAACGUAAGGAAUUUGUGGAGCUGGAACAGGGAAACAUGACACUCCCUGAAUACCGUCAGAAGUUCACCAAACUUGCAAAGUUUGCACCAACCUUGGUGAGUACCCCAGCCGAUCACAUUAAGGAAUUCAGGACGAAACUUCGACAUGACCUGAGGUCACGUGUGUCCGUCCUAACCACCGUGGACUUUGCAGAGGCCUACGAGAUUAUAGCCAGGGCAGAUAGUGACCUGAAUGCUUGCAUAGAGUACCUAAAGGCAAACAAUGCUGGCUCAAGCACUCACCGUCCCACUAACUCUGUCUCAAAAGGAAAAAGGCCAUUCCAGGAACCUAGUAGUUCACAUUUCUCUAAAAAGGGAAAGUCUGCACAAACCCAGUCAAUGACAUUCGGUAAUAGGACUAAGGGGUGGAAAAAUCCACAAUGCGAUAAAUGCAGAAGACACCACCCUGGGGAAUGUUGGCUUACACAAGGAUUAUGCCUCGACUGCGGAAAACCUGGACAUUUCAAAAAGGAGUGCCCUACAAAUCCUGGAGAACCAUUUCCAUCUGCCCCCGUUGUUAGCCAGUCUACAUCAGCACGACCUGCACCAAGUCAACGGUCAACUGCGGGAUCUAAUCCUGCUAAAAGUCAAAACAAACAGCAAGGACGAGCUCCUGCCCGUACCUACGCAAUGAAAGCACGAGCUGAGGAAAACCCUGACGUCAUUCAGGGGCAUCAGUUCUCUGCCAAUCUUGUCGAAUUACCGUACAAAGAAUUUGACAUCAUCCUCGGAAUGGAUUGGCUCACCAAACACCAAGCAGUUAUCGAUUACCGACAACGAACGAUUCAACUAAAGUCUGGAGAGGGAAAAUCUAUAAAGGUGAAAGAGAAGCUAAUACCUAAAUCCACUGAAUUCAUCUCGGAGACCACGAAGCAUUUGAAGGACGAGUUGGUGUUGGGAGACUGGUGCAUCAACAUCAUCCAGCCAGUCGGCAAGAUUCUGCAGUUGUUGGCAAUAGGCUGCCAUAGUGGAGUUGCCCUUGACUGUCGUGCGAAAUUCAUGUUCCAAUUGCAUAGCUCGAGCAUGUUUGUUGUCGUGGAACAAGUCGUGGAUGACUUUCCAGAGAGCAGAGGCAGUAGAGACAGAGGAGAUGACCAGAUCUGAGACCUCAUCGGUGAUGGUGGAGAGGAUCCAACCCUGGAGGAGAGCGUCGAGUUGGAACCAUUCGUCGUCAUCAUCAGAGAGGGGGACGACGGAGCCAUCGAUGUAGCCCUUGAGAUCUUUAAGGAUUGUUAAAAAGAAUGGAUUGUGAUGGAUUUGUAACAUCAAGUAUAAAUAAAAAAGUUUCUCCAAAUCCAACUAAAGGGCAAGGGAUUUUGCGUGGAAUCUAAAAGAUCGUCUUCUUCCGGCCCUCUUCUUCUGGAUCGCCUCAGCUCCUACAUCAGUGAAUCUUCUUCUCUUCCGGCAAGAGCUCAUCAUCUCGAUCUCCUCCGUCCUCAAUCGUUCAGGACAUAGGAAAACAGAUAGAAUGAUGUGACGCAUUCCUAACGACAGAUGGGGCGAGAUUGUUAGAAAGGAUGUGAUAGCUUGAAUUGAUAUUUCAAAAGACAUUAAUUGAUCAUUUGUUAUUGUGAUGUGAUAUUUCUCAUUACGCUUCUGCAACAUUAAGUACUCUGUUACUAUUUUGAAUAAUUUAUUAUGAAAUAAAGUUCGAAAAUGUUU
Molecule: messenger RNA, 2488 nt
Organism: Cuscuta campestris
Lineage: Eukaryota; Viridiplantae; Streptophyta; Magnoliopsida; Solanales; Convolvulaceae
Source: the annotation of a GenBank genome assembly